Messenger RNA from Hylaeus anthracinus, 5624 nucleotides. It is a transcript of the gene Gcn2, whose product is annotated as eIF-2-alpha kinase GCN2. Gene Ontology annotation, biological process: DNA damage checkpoint signaling; regulation of translational initiation by eIF2 alpha phosphorylation. The record is from RefSeq and is a predicted model, not a curated record. Gene Ontology annotation, molecular function: eukaryotic translation initiation factor 2alpha kinase activity; protein binding; ATP binding. The transcript is spliced from 14 exons. NCBI's taxonomy places the organism in Eukaryota, Metazoa, Arthropoda, Insecta, Hymenoptera, Colletidae. Bases 321 to 5117 code for a protein of 1598 amino acids.
GCAUCAUAGAGUACAAAAAGUGAUGGAAAGGUUAUAAUAGACGUGUAUAUAAACCCAUGUAAACCUCUCCUGAAAUUAUGAAUUUAAAUAAUACAUUUAUGAAUUUAAACUUAAUUUCAUGUAUUAAAAGUCUUUAAUGGGUGAUUAUAAAGGAAACUUUGUUUAAAUAUUGGAUGGUCAAUUUAAAUUUAUAAGUUUAAGUGCCCGGUGUUCUCAUCGAGUUUAAGGUUAAGUGUCAAACAAUGAGUUAAAUACAAACAUCGGGAGCUCUUGAAAGGUAUUCGAGUUAGACGAUGAAGGUAUAACGUAUUAAGGGAAAUAUGUCCUGCGAGUCUUGUAGAGAUCGACAGGAGAACGAAAUCGAGGCUUUGAAGAGUAUUUUUGGAGACGAACUUCAUGAUUUACGAACUGGGAAAAGUAAACGAAAAUGGCAACCAUUAGAUAUUUCAAUCACUUUAAUACCCCAAAGGGGCAUGUCGGGUCCAGCUGAAGUACACGCACAAAUUGAUUUACACGUAACUUGCAGCGAAAAGUAUCCUGACAAAUUACCAAACAUAGAAUUACAGAAGAGCAGAGGUUUGUCCCACCAACAAGUUGACAUAUUAUAUUCUGAAUUAAUGGAACUCGCGAUGCAGCUACAAGGGGAAGUGAUGAUUUUUGAAUUAGCGCAACAUGUUCAAAAGUACCUACACGAAAACAACAAACCAAGUUACAGCAGCUUCUAUGAAGAAAUGGUUUCAAGGCACCAAGAAAAGAUCAAAUUUGAAAUGUUGGAGAAGCGACUAAAGGAAGACAAAGAAAGACAGGUAUUACAGGAUGAAAUUCAUAAAAGAAGAGAAGCUCUAAAAGCUGAAAUUCGUAAUCGGAAAGAAUCAAUACGACUGUGCAAUGAUCGAUCAAGCAAUCCAUCUCAAUCAAUUCCAUCAUCUCCGCAAGAGAGGUUACGAAUUUAUUCUCGAAGGAGAUGCGCUAGUAGUUCUGAAAGUUCUGAUGGUUUUCUAUGCGAGCAUAAAGGCACUAAAUUGCUACACUUCGAUCACAAUAAAGAUGAACGGCAAGUGUACAGAGGAAACUGUAUGGGUCAUAGUACUAAAGGAUCAGUUGUUUACGCGGGUGUGGAUAUGACAACUGGUGAACUAUUCGCGAUUACUGAGUGGACAUUUAAAAUAAGUAAUACCAUCGACGAAAAUAAUAUGCAACACAUUACCAAACAAAUAGGAAGUCUCGAACAAGAAAUAAAUCAUUUGCACAAAUUGCAUCAUCCAAACCUUGUACGAUAUUUAAACAUGAAAUAUUUAGAAGAUGGAGAUGCUGCACUUAUUUAUGUUCUUCAAGAGUUUGUGAUAGGUACUAGCUGUUCCUUCUUCUUGGCAGAGAACAUUCCUGUAGAUAUUGAUCUCUUUCGAUAUCUGGCAACCGGAAUUCUUCUUGCUUUAAAAUUCCUCCAUGAAAACAAUGUUGUUCACAAGGACUUACGUGACACAAGUAUUUACAUUGAUCGUACUGGAACAGUGAAAGUAUCAGAUUAUUCGCUCAAUAAACGAUUAUCUGAUAUUUAUCAAACGUAUACGUUAGUCAAACCUGAACAAGAGUUUCCCAGCAUCCAAGGAAGAGGUGGAAAAAAAGCCGAUAUAUACCGUUUCGGUGCUCUUAUGUUUUCUCUACUGAAUGGAGUCAUUGCUUCUGGAGAUAAAAUCGAUCCAACAGUGAUCACUCAGCCUGAUCUCCAGGAUUUUUUAUUAAAGUGCCUUACUAAUGACGAACGAAAGCGAUGGUCCGCUGAACAAUUAUUACAGCACACCUUCAUUAAAGCACCUUUAGUUCGUGCUCUCUCGCCACCGAAAGUACCACGCAGAGAUGAACAGAAAAACCACGAACCCGAAGAAACAGACACGGACAUUCGGCAAUACCUACCGCCUUUGGGUGGCCACUCAAGAAUUACAAAUGAAUUCGAAGUUCUCGAAUGGCUCGGCAAAGGUGCCUUUGGCGAUGUUCUUAAAGUAAAAAAUAAAUUGGAUGGUGGAAUUUACGCUAUUAAAAGAAUAGAACUUAACCCAAAGAACAAGCAACUCAAUAGAAAAAUCACCAGGGAAGUCAAAUUAUUGUCACGCAUGAAUCACGAAAAUGUUGUGCGAUAUUAUAAUUCCUGGAUCGAAAGCGCUACAAUAACCGACGAAGUUGAAGAGAAAUAUACGACACCUUUAGCAAAGAAAAGUCAGGAUUUGCUUAAUCAUUUAGCUACGGAUGAUAUCGAAAAAUUGGCACCACCGUUGCAAGAUGUCGAAUGGAAUGUUUCAUAUAAAUCUCGAACGAAUACAACCCUUCCGCCAGAUAGCGACGAGGACAACAGCGAUGCAUCCAGUGAUACCGACAGUGACGAAGAUUGUGCGUUUUUGAUGCGAAACUUUUUGAGAAUCGAUUCCUCCGCCAGUAUAGAGUUUGAAAAGGAUUCAAAUUGUCAAGAAACCGUGUCAAGUGUAAAAGAAGAUGAGACUGGGGAUACGUAUUCAUCUAAGGCAACAGUAAGAGAGAUACAAUUCAUGUACAUUCAAAUGGAAUUCUGUGAAAAGAGCACUCUACGUACAGCGAUUGAUGCAGGCCUUUACGAAGAUCAAGAAAGAGUGUGGAGGUUAUUCCGAGAAAUUGUUGAAGGUCUAGCGCAUAUUCAUCAACAGGGAAUGAUACAUAGAGACUUAAAACCAGUCAACAUAUUUUUAGACAGUAACGAUCAUGUAAAAAUUGGAGAUUUCGGCCUGGCUACUACAAAUAUAUUGUCUUCAUUUGUGCAAACUAUGGAAACCGAUAAAGAGCCUCAAGUUUUCGAAAAAGGGAUCAGCUUUGGCACAGAAGACGUAGGUUCUCUAACAGGGCAAGUAGGCACAGCACUUUAUGUAGCUCCUGAGCUUACAACGAAAGCUGCGAAAGCCAUUUACAAUCAAAAAGUUGAUAUAUAUAGUCUUGGAAUAAUACUAUUCGAAAUGUGUUACAAACCACUAACAACAGGAAUGGAGCGCAUCAAGGUUUUACUUAAUCUACGGUCGAAAGAAAUCAUAAUUCCAACAGAAAUGCUACAGACAGACAUGCCACUACAAAUCCAUAUCUUACGGUGGCUAUUGAAUCACGAUCCUAGUCAACGACCCACAGCUCAAGAACUUCUCUCCUCGCAAUAUCUACCACCUCUUCGACUCGAAGAAACGGAAUUGCAAGAAAUGAUUCGGCGCACACUUUCAAACAACCAAACCAAAGCAUACAAAUAUUUAAUUUCUUGCUGUUUCACUCAAGAAGUCACACCUGCGGACGAUAUUACUUACGACAUGAAUCUACCUAGUAGAGGACAUAUCAAUUUUUUUUCUUGGAAAAAGUAUCAAGAUGGAGUGAAGUGCAAAGUAAUAGAGGUUUUUCAAAGACACGGUGGAGUUUGUCUCGAAACGCCACUUCUGAUGCCAAAAUCACGUCAGUCCUGUGGCUUUUCAGAUUCUAAUGUAAAAUUAAUGACACGUAAUGGAAAUAUUGUUUACAUUCCUCAUGAUCUACGUGCCCCAUUUGCAAGAUACAUUGUGUGGAAUAAUGUUCUCCAUAUCAGAAGAUAUGCUAUUGAAAGAGUCUUUAGAGAAAAGAAGGUUCUGGGUUUUCAUCCCAGAGAACUUUACGAAUGCGCAUUUGACAUCAUAAGUCCUACUGCCAAUAAUCUGUUAAUGGAAGCUGAAUUAAUAUACAUCGUAUGGGAAGUCAUCAAUGAAUUACCCCAAUUACAAGAACGAAAUUUCACUAUUCGUCUGAACCAUACUUCUUUAUUGAAAGCAGUGUUAAUGUACUGUGGUAUCGACCAAGAAAAAUAUCAAGACAUUUAUUCAAUUCUUCGAGACGCGCGUGACGGAAAAUUUUCGAGAUUUCAAAUACAAACGCACUUGAUAAGUUUGUGCCUGACUGACCAGGCUAUGGAGACAUUAUUCAAUUUAUUCGAAACUGAAAGCUCUAUUGCGAAAAUUCAGAGUGUUUUGAAAACAAUUACAAAGAGAAAAGGUGAUGCUGCCGUAUUGGCUAAAGAAGGACUGAAAGAAAUUGAAAUUGUAAUGGAGAAUAUCGAAACGCUAGGUGUGAAGUGGCCAGUAGUAGUGGUACCUCUUCUAGUGCAUAAUAUCAACCAACACAGUGGUACAAUUUAUCAAAUAACUUGUGAAGUGAAACGGCGUAGGAGAAAAUGUGGAGAAGAGGUAAUAGCAGCAGGAGGUCGUUACGACAAAAUGAUAUCGUCUUUCAGGAAAAUACUUGAACGCACAGGGAUGGCCAACAAAGAGACCAAGCAAUACGGUGCUGGUAUCAGUAUCUCACUGGAGAAACUUGUCUCCGCUGUCUUGGAAACAUCAGAAUCUUUAGAAAGUAAAUAUGGCAUCGAUGUGGCAAUUUCUUGCUUGGGUAACCCUCAUCGAGAAAAAGAAAUGAUUGACCUUCUGAAAGAAUUCUGGACUUUUGGGUUGAAAGUCACUAUUCUGGAUUUGAUAUCUGUCGAAGAAAUCCUCGAACAUUGUCGAGAACAUUCGAUCAACCAAGUAGUAAUUUUGAAAGCCGGAGAAAAAGGAGCUGUUAGAAUUCAGAGUUGGGAACGCGACAGAUUUCAAGAAAAGAAAAUGACCAAUCAAGAAGUUGGAGAGUUUCUUCAAAGAUUGGACAACUCCAUGCCCAUCCUAAACAGAUCCGAAAGUAAAACAACGACAAGUGAUAAUUUUUUGAGCAGUAACAAUCCAGUUAACAUUAAUAUUAACUUUAUUUUGUCCGAGCGAGACAAACUUUCGGGUAGCUCGAGAAGAAGCUUGAAGAAUAGUAUGCUUGCACAGAUGUCUACAUAUUUUCAAAGAAUCGCGCAUAAAAUUCCAAUUGAAAUUUUCGCAGUAUUUUUGGAAAUGAGCGUAAUUAAAACAAUUAUAAGUUUUUUGGAUAUCGAUGAGGAGAAUCAAGAUUUUCUUAAAAGCAUACAAGUCAUUAUUGAUAAGCAUCCAAGACACAAGAAGUACAUAAAAGAAAUAUGUGAAGAAAUGCGGGAGGCAAGGAGAGAAAAACUACGUCCUGUACUGAUAUUAUAUAGUGUGAUCGAUAGCCAAUACAUGACUCUUUUAUAAAUAAUUUGUCUUUCUACAAAAAUGCAUAAAGGAGUUACAAUAAACGUGUAAUUUGUAACAUAAAUAAGUGAUUAAUAAUAAAAUGAAUUUGUUUUUUUACAUUAAAUAACUACUUUUCAGAAAAUUGUCUUCGAGCUAUAAAAUCACCUGCUGAUGCUUCGAAUGCAAAAUUGUUUAAAAAGAAUCCUAUAGAAACAAAAUACAAGACACAAAUUGCAAACACAGAUUGUUUUUCAUUAAAUAAAAAUUAGUUCUACACAAUUUUUUAAUUUACAUCGGGCAAAAUUAUACAAGAUUUUUAAAAGUAAAUGCACAAACAGUUCAAUUGAAAUUUUUUUAUUUGCCCACUCUUUCGUUUUACAGGGUAUGCUCAUAGUACAAAUUGUGAUGACUUAGGACAAUGAUCCAAAGGAAUUGAGAUGUAAAUUUAAAAUCUCUAUUAACUUUGGAAAGCGUCGUUAACAGGCUCAUCGUCAUCCUCAUCUUCCUCUCCUUCGCUUUCAAAUG